Molecule: messenger RNA, 6801 nt
Organism: Anopheles funestus (African malaria mosquito)
Lineage: Eukaryota; Metazoa; Arthropoda; Insecta; Diptera; Culicidae
Product: serine-rich adhesin for platelets-like
Exons: 3
Coding region: 1220-5053 (1277 amino acids)
Source: RefSeq, a predicted model, not a curated record
UGCGGAAAGGGUUUAAAAGUCGAUAAUGUGAUAGCCGACGUCUCCGUCUGCUGCUAUUGUUAGUGGUGGUAUUGCCGAUUUCUUCACAACGGCGAUCGUCUCGCUCUUGGUUGCUCAACAAAAAGAAGAGUGGGGGAGAGUGAUGCUCCCCAUCUUUCGUGCUUUCCUUUAUGCUCUCGUUUUCGUCCUUGCAAAACCUCAUCAUGCAGCAUCCCCAUCAUCAUCCCCAGAUUGCUGUGGGUGUGUGUAAAGAUUCGAGCGUACUGACCUAUGCUCCGAAUGUCAAGUUUUGUUUAGAGAGAGAGCGAUGUUUUAUCUCUGUUUCGCAACAUAGUGUCGGCGCAUAUGUGGUCCAUCAUGAACGAACCCGAAACAUAACGUAUGCUUGGGUAAUCGUUGCUCCGGUCUGUGAAGUCACCAGUUAACCUUUGGCAGGGUAGUGCGCGAAGAAAUUGUCUACCUUAAGUGUUAGGUGCUUGUAUUUUUUUCGCAUCCGGAGCUUGAACAUCAUUCCUACGCCCCAUGUGAUAGUGACAUGUAGGAAAUAUACGGGAGUCCUACUUAACAUGAACAAAGGAGCCCAUUGAGGAUCCCAGUUGCUGCAAUAGCACUUGCUUCGUAUAGUGACGGUUGCAUAGCAAUUUGGGUAUAGUUUCAGUGAAUAGAUUAAAGAAGAAAUCUUAGCAGACCUCGUUAAUGGAUAUUGCAUUAAAUGUGGUCAAAUUAAUUAAUUAAAAAAAAUGUUAUGUUGAAAUUCCAAAGGAUUAGGUAUAUUACAAGCCUAAUUGCACUGAAUCAUAAAAAUAUUCCAGUAGAUAUUUUAUAGUCCAGUGUGCCACGACAACUUCUUCACUGUCCAGCCAAGCAUGAGAACAUAAUUGAAUUACUUAUCGUGUUUAUCUUGCCACACCAUCGCACAUAAACCCACCACUGAUCCGACUCAGCAGCAUAAGGAAUAGAAAAUCGUCUUGUGCCGCCACCAUUAAAAGGGAACGGGCCUGGAACGCUCGUAGCAAAGCAAAGCAGCAGAAACUUAUGGAUGUUUAAUAACCCACAAGGUGGUAUCGUUGCACAAAAACAGAGAAUUUUCUAAACGCUCGAGAACGCUACGAACAACGAACAGAAUACGACGCUAAUUUGCAGCAGGGAGGAAGCAUCUUUAAACAAACCUCUAAAUAUCUCAGGUGGCUUGAGCCAUCCAAAAAUACAGAGCCUAACGAUGAAUCGCGAUUGUCACGCUGUUGGGGGAGGUUUAUCCAAACUGAAGGGACAAACAUGGAAAUUAUUCAUAGAAAGGUCCGCCAAUGGGUUAUCCACGAUCGAUGCUGACGAUGAUGAGGAAGGAAUGUUUGAGCCGAGCAGUGAGCAGCAGAAACAUGUGAAAGCAUUCGCCGGUGUUUCAGGACAAACCAUCGUACCAUCGUACAGCAGUACGAAACAAGUCGCUUCAUCGGAAACUUUGACUGGCCGCACGCUGAUGGCUAAUCGCUCGCGCGGCAGUGUAAUGCGGCUUGAUAAAGCCGACAUGGGCCUGUACGGUAUCUGCCCUGAGACGGACCCGUUCUAUGCAGUAAUCUGUGAUAUCUGUAGCAGUGUGGUGAAACCGCAGGGAUUGCAAAAGCACAUGACCAACAGGCACCAUUCGCUGAUAAACCACACGGCCAAACUGAACGCCAAUGGGAACAAUAGUGCCAGCACAACGAUGGCCACCAUUGGUGGUAAUGGCAAGGGUAAUAGCAAUAGUUCGCUAGCGGAUCAGCAACAUCUAAGCAACAGCUACGCAGCGACAGAAAAGACUGACGGCAUGAUUCGCCCGGGUACGGCCAGUGAAGUUUCAUCGGUUGCCCGCACGGACGGUAAGACUAUUUCCAGUUCCUACGGUACACAAAACGAUGAGAUGCCACUGCUAGAACCGUCCGCCAGCACUGUACCACCGGUUAAAAUACGCUCCUCGGGUAGUGGGAAAGUUAAGAGUAAAAGCACGAAAAAUGCAAGCAGCGGCUCAUCGUCCUCCUCCACCAAAUCUUCUUCCGGCUAUGCCAGCAACAAUAGUUCCCUUUCAUCGUCGUUUUCGAAAGCAUCCAUAUCGGUAAAUCACACCGUGGCAGAAAGCAACGGGUCAUCCCCUGCGGCGGAGUUCGGACGUGAAUUCCCUGCCGGUGGUGCGAUCGGUAGCAGUGGCGUACCCUUGGUUCUGAUGAGCAACUGUUCUGGAGUGCUGGAAAAGAAGGCAACAUUUGCCAUAGGCAAUUCGAAUGCCGCCGGUGAGGCAUCGUCCAGCGCUGGCUCGGCCGGUGCGAAUCCGUCGGCCGGGAAAUCAUCCUCGAAACGUGGCUCAAAGCAAGCCUCAUCUUCCUCAUCCAGUUCCUCACCAUCGUCAUCUUCGUCGUCUUCAUCCUCAUCGUCUUCCUCGUCUUCCUCGUCCUCGUCAUCGUCUAGCAGUAGCAGCAGCAGCAGUAGUAGCAGCAGUAGCAGCAGUUCCGGUAACUUAACGCAACAGCUGAAAUCGUCAUCGGACCGAAAGAGUGAUUCCGGUCGUGCUAGAGAAUUCGACCCAGAUCGACACUGUGGCGUCGUAACGCCGGAUGGCAAACGUCACUGCACUCGUCCCAUUACCUGCAAAUCACACUCACUUGCGCAACGUCGUGCUGUACCGGGUAGAAGUAAAACGUUGGAUAAACUGAUAGCUGAACUACGCGGACAUGGUUUGACCGCUGGUGUUGCUAGUUCAACAUUGAAGGAUGAUGCGGGACCAUCACCUGCCUUCCUGGAUGUAAUGGAAUCGAGUAGCAGCUCAUCUACAGGAUUCGACGUUACUGCGGGUGAUAGACGAAGCAAUGCUGUAGGCGAAAACACAAUCCGAUCGACAUCGCAAACAGGAAGCUCCAUUGGACACGAUGCUGCAAUCGGUCGUGGACCGAGUGAAAGCGGCGGUAAAAGCUCGCAUCACUCAUCGCAUGGAUCGAGCAAUCAAAAGAUACCCUCAAGCGAGCGUGUGAAGCACAAAACGUCAUCCAGGUCUCACAGCGGGUCGUCAAGUCAUUCGCAGUCAAAGAACGUUCAUCAUCGACAGAGCUCGAUUAAGCAUGGACAAUCGCGCGACACACCAGUGCAACCGACAGCUCUACCAGCUGGAAUGGCACAACAGUCACAACUAGGAUCACAGCAUGGGAUAUCUCAGCAGCAAUUAAUUAUGCAAAACAGCUCGGCCGAUAUGCUUGGAGCACAAUUUGCGAACGAUGAAUCGGUCGGAACGAGUACGGUUUUACCGGAUCACGCUGCGAUCGUAAUGGAUCCAAAUACGAAUCUCUUGAAGUUGUCCGUUUCUGGGCAGCUGCAUGCCGGAACCGCCGUCGAUGGUAGCGAAAGUGCACAGCAGUACGGUACGACCAAUCUAAUGCAGACUGACGGAUUAACCGUUACCCUUCCAUUAUCUGUGAUAUCCUCAAUGAAUCUGGCCGGCACAAACUUGGUCAACAUGGCGCAUGGCACACCAGGAGGAGGUGACGUUGGAGCGACCAUCGCAGGACAGGUCGUAUCUAGUGCUGUAGUCAGCGGUGCAGGCAAUGGGUCAACCGCCAUGCUUCCACCUGGAGUUGUUGAUUGUGGAGGUACCGAGCAAACCGCGUUCAUUCCUGCCGAACUGAUCGAUCAGCUUCCGCUCGUAGCAUCGAAUGGAACCGAGCUGCACGAUUCUAGUGCUGCGUAUCGGUUGGCCACCCACGCAUCUACAGGUGCGGUGGCUGGACCGGGCUCGAACGGACUUACCGAUUUGACCUUACCGUCGUACAACGAUCAGAUUAAUUACACGCUGCAAACAUUCGCCCAAAAUCUGGCCCAAUCGGCCGACGCUGUGCAGCAGCAACAGCAUCUUCAACAGCGGCAACAGCACCUGUCCGGUGUUCAGCCACAGACCACCGGUCAAGUUGAUUUGGUUGACAGUAUCGAUGAUAUUGUGCCGACCAUAAACCUUCUCCCGUCGGCUGCAAAUCCACUGGUUCUACCGCAAUUGCAAGGUGAUCUGACCGAUUCUAUCAUACUAACGCCUAAUCAGCUGUCUAGCCUAUCGUUGGUCGAGCAGCACUUUAUCGACAACAUUUCGGGAUUGAAGGCAGUUUCGGAGAUAGAUCCGCUCACCGUGAACGGUCCCGUUGAUAUAUCGAAGUUAAUGCUGCUGAAAAAGGUAGACGAAGAGUUCCUCAAGGAAAGACAACACCAGCAGAUGCAGCAGCAACAGCAGGCCUUUUCCCACACCACAGCAGGACAGCUGGACGAGGCUCGAGGCGUAAAGAUGUGGUAUAGCGCGCUGCCGAAACCGCUCCACGUGAAUAACUUCCAAUUGCGUCGGCUGGCGGGUGGAUACGUGAUGAACCGCAAGCUGUUGAAUAUUCGACGGAAUCUUUUGCACGAAACCACCGGUCUAGAUGCUAAACGGUUAGCGUCUCCCAGCGGCACAACGGCAAGUUCGCUACUAUCUUCCGGUACGCCUCAUUCACCGAGUGGUACACGCACCGGCACACUGAUUGGUGGUCGUACUGGGAGCGAUAUCUUGCUGGCUUCGUUGGCGUCCCCGACCGGUGCCGGGAAAGGUAAAGCAAACGAUUCAGCAUCCAGCAUUAACGGUGGUGGUUUGGGAAGUCCAACCGGAGGUGGGGGCAGCAGCAUGGCGAUGCAUCGAAAUAGUUCCUCCCAUCGUGGUGGUGGUGGUCAGCGGCGUUUAAUUCUGACGCCUCCGCAGGGACGGUCGGAAAAGAUGUCCUGCCUGCUUAGCAACGCAUACUUCAAGGGUCUUAUCUCUUCGAUGCAGCAAACAAAAGAGAUGCAACACCAGACACACCACCAUAAUGCUGCGGUGAAGAGUGCCGAUGAUGCGCCCACUGCCAGUAUAUUGACCGAGCGUGCAAUGAAACGGAGUGCAUCAUCACUCACAACACUAUCGAACAAACGGAUGAAGAUCAUCAACAACCUGCAUAAUUCUACUGCACCACCGUCGAUUCUGUUGCAGGGAAGUGGCGGUAGUAGCGGCGGAAAGAAUAAGUCGAAAGUAUUAUAAUCACUACUCGUGCUAAUCCCCUUACGAUGACCACAAACUCGAUAAACCGGCUGGUUUCGAUUGCAGGAUAUUAUAAGGAGAGUGAGCAGAGAUUGCCAAACCAGAAGAAAUAAGCUAAGUAGAGCGCGUGUUCUUAACAGAUGAGAAUCUGAUAAGAAGAUGCGCUGUUGUAUAUGGUACUACAAAACCCAAAGAAGGGCAGAGAGGUUUGCCGGUAAAAGGCGACAAGACAUUAGUUAAUCGUGCAGAAGCUAUUUUAAUUAUUCUCACCACAACGCUUUUCGCCCAUCUAUGUAAUCAAUUCGGAAACACACGUACACAAUCGAGCUACUGGAAGAAGGGUUAACGCUUUCUGAUUCUUUAUUGAUACAUGUUUUAGUACUUAGUAUGUAUCGAGCUAGAACAAUACUACCACAGCAUUUGGCUUUGGUAUAACGGUUCUUUAAAAAUAAUCAAUAACUACACACAAAAAAAUACAUGUAAUGCCCCCUUCCAGCACUGCUAUGCUCCAUACACCAUGUGUACGUGUGCGUGUGUGUAUGUGUACGUGUUGUGUGUGUGUGUGUGUGUGUAUUGUGUGUUGUUUGGUGGAAAAUAUGACUGUAACCAACAGAGACGAAUAUCGUUCUUCUUUCCUGUGUUUGCUGGCACGUAGAUAGCAGAUUGCCAAUAAACGCAGCAAAGCGGAUCAUCGCUAGAUUACUAUAAUUAACGGCACGAAGUACGGUUUUUGUCCUGCAAACCUGCGCUUUGGACGGAUGGGCCCUUUCUUCUCGUCGAAGAAAUAAGUUUCAAGGGAUAGUGUGAUAGUUAGUUUGUUAGGCUCGUAGUUCACUUUAACGUAUUUUAGGCUAUAAUGCAAGACUAUAUAAGAUUAUAAGUAACGAUUAAAAACAAAAAAAAUAGUUAUCAACAAAACACAUAAUCUAGACUACAAGGAGAAAAAAAACAACAAAACAUAGACUGGAAACAUUGUUCUUUUGGCAUUGGUUGAGAAAAGGUUUAAAAAGUUUGGGCGAUGAUAGAUACGCGAUCGUGUUGAGUGGUAGCGUUGAGUUGCACUUUAAUUCGAAUGAUCAAAGAACAGUUGCAUCAAUCCCCUUUAAUUGUAACAAAUUUGUAGUGAAAACAUUAAGAAAAGUACCAUAGGUUCCUGCAAGGUUAACAUUUUUGUUUCCUCGCAUCAUCAUUAUCAUUAAUUACAUAUGAACCAUUUAUCAAACGACUUCAAUGAUGGCGACAGCAAGAAACCUUAAAGGACAGAAAAGUAUCAAAAUAAAAAGCAAGUGCAAGUUGCUAGUGCAAUCGGUAACGAAUUGCGUACUAAUAGUUAAUACGAUCUAUACUUACAAUUGUCCAGCGUAAGCAGGUCAACAUCGAGAACGAUUUUUAUUGAUUCAAAAACGAAUCCGUACGCACUUUUUCAGUCUUAUGUAAAGAGGAACAGAGCAACAUUUGGGAGGUUUCGAAAGCAGCCCCAAAAAGAAUGAAAAAAGGUUUAAAAAUUAAAUUAAAGGAGCUUUAGAUCAAGAUCGGAAAAUAUUUGGGGCCAGCGUUUACUGCUGCCCGCGCACUUGACUGAUUGCACGGUUGAGGGUUAAUGUAAAAGUAAAACUAGCCCACAAUGGUACGAAGGCCAGCAAAGGGACGAAUACUACAUACGUUCUAUGACAAAAUUCAACUUCAAAAUGCGUUUCAAUAUCUCAACUUCAAUGCUAUUAAUAAACGAUGGUUCAUUAUAAACUUUA